Molecule: messenger RNA, 1894 nt
Organism: Saccostrea cuccullata (small rock oyster)
Lineage: Eukaryota; Metazoa; Mollusca; Bivalvia; Ostreida; Ostreidae
Product: RNA-binding region-containing protein 3-like
Exons: 14
Coding region: 24-1490 (488 amino acids)
Biological process (GO): mRNA splicing, via spliceosome
Cellular component (GO): U12-type spliceosomal complex
Molecular function (GO): pre-mRNA intronic binding; protein binding; U12 snRNA binding
Source: RefSeq, a predicted model, not a curated record
UUCAUUUUCCGUUGAAUGAAAACAUGGGUACAACAUCAGAGCCAAGUUGUACUCUUUACGUGCGGCAUUUGCCAUCUGAACUUAACAACAACGACAAAGAGGAUUUACUUGUGCAUUUUGGUGCUACUAAAGUGAAAGUUAUGGGAAUAAAAGGACCCAUGAAACAUACUGCGUUUGCUACUUUUUCUGACCAUGAAUCUGCUAAAAAGGCAUUGAACCAGCUUCAUCAGCUAGAAGUAUGUGGAUGUAAACUCAUUGUAGAAUUUGCCAAAAGUACACAGAGAAAGAAUUUUCCUUCACUGCUCGAAAAUAAGAGAAAACCACCAGUAGAAAGCAGUGACAAUCUUCAGGAGACAAAAGAUGAUAAACCUGAGGAGUAUCUGCCAACAGAAAAUACUUUUAAAACCUGGAGGAUGGAAUAUCCCAGGAACCCUAAGCUGCAUUACUUGUAUCCUCCCCCAACUGUGGCCAUAGUAACCAAUAUAGCCAAUGCUCUGGCUUCAUAUCCAAAAUUCUAUGUCCAGGUGCUCCAUCUAAUGAACAAAAUGAACCUGCCUGCCCCGUUUGGACCUGUUACCUCCACACCUCCUAUACCUGGUGAUAAAGAAGAUACUCUGAUGUUAGGAAAAGAUCAGCUAGAAUCUGAGGAAAUGGAAGUUAUAAGUGAGGAGGAAUCAGAGAUGGAAAGUGAAAGUGAAAAUAACGGCAAUGUUAAAGAAAAAAUUGCUGUCAAGAGACCUUUGAAAAGAAAAUCCAGAUUACCUAAGAAGAAGUUAAAGUUAGCUCCCUUAGUGGCCCCCUCAGAAACCCCACCUGUCAGACCGACUCAGGUGAUACAUGCUCAGGAGGUGUUUGAGCAGCCCACCUCACAGGUCCAGUCCAAGAAAAUAGAACUGAGGCUGCCAGAGGCAGUGCUACCCAGAGAUGAAGAUAAAGUUGUAGAGCCCCCUGAUUUGUUGUCAGUGGUGGAAUCAGCUGAGCAGACUGGAGGGGAGGAAGGCGGUGAAAGUGGAUUCGGGAAAAUUCAACCUGUAGAGAAGCCUCCACCAGAAGAAGAGUUGAGGGAAUCAGACCUACCCUAUACGGUAGAUCCUGAGUUGUUUCUGUCCCUGGAUGAAAUCAAAAAGGGCAGAAUAUCCCAGUCAGAAAUGAAGAAUUUUUCAGUUUUUAAAAAAUAUGAAGCUGGUGAGGUGGCCGGCCGCCUGUAUAUCAAGAAUCUUGCUAAAAAUACCACAGAGCAGGACCUUGUCAAUAUAUUUGGAGGCUUUGUGAAUUGGAGUGACGAGUUAGAAAAGAACAUAUUUGAUAUACGUUUAAUGAAGGAAGGCCGAAUGAAGGGACAGGCUUUUGUCACCUUCGCCAAUGAAAAGUCAGCUCACAAAGCUCUCAAGGAAACAAACGGCUUUGUCCUGAAUUCCAAACCCAUGGCAGUGCAAUUUGCAAGAUCAGCAAAGGCAAAGGAACCCAAUGAGAAGCCUUCUAAGAAAUGAUGUUAGAACAAAGUCAAGGACAAGGCUUUCAAAGUCAAGGACAGUGGAAGAAAAACACACUGAACUCGCAAAUGUAAAAUAUUGAGAUUGAGUUUAUAAUAGCAGUAAGAAUGGCAAUUGGAUUGUGAUACACAUGUACAAGUACUGCAAAGCAACAGGACAGCUCAAAUCUUAUAUGUCCAGAAAAUUAAAAAAUGUACUUAACUCUUCUUGAAUUUGGUGCUACAUUUAGUAACUGAAAUAGGAAUUAACAUCUAAUAGAUACAUGUAGAAGCUGAUGAAAGAAUCGUUUCUGAAAUCAUGAAACCUGUCGGUACAUUUGCAAAUGUUUUUUGUAAACAUGAAAUAUGUUAUUUCUUUUUUGAUAUUCAAUGCAACUGGAAUAAAAUCUAAGUAAAAAGUAA